Molecule: messenger RNA, 654 nt
Organism: Cynara cardunculus var. scolymus (artichoke)
Lineage: Eukaryota; Viridiplantae; Streptophyta; Magnoliopsida; Asterales; Asteraceae
Product: macrophage migration inhibitory factor homolog
Exons: 4
Coding region: 67-432 (121 amino acids)
Molecular function (GO): phenylpyruvate tautomerase activity
Source: RefSeq, a predicted model, not a curated record
GUGGGUGUGUUUGGAGGGUUUUGUUUUACUGUGUGAAGGCAGCCAAUUGUUAGUGUGUUGUCCAAGAUGCCGUGCCUGAAUCUGUCAACCAACGUCAACUUGGACGCCAUUGACACGUCCUCCAUCCUCUCCGAAGCCACCUCCACCGUCGCCAAACUCAUCGGAAAACCAGAAGCUUAUGUGAUGAUUGUGUUGAAAGGUUCUAUACCCAUUGCUUUUGGAGGUACUGAGGAGCCAGCUGCCUAUGGUGAGUUGGUGUCGAUUGGGGGGCUUAAUGCUGAUGUGAACAAAAAGUUAAGUGCUGAGAUUGCGGAAAUUCUUGAGACCAAGCUAUCUGUUCCCAAGUCGCGAUUCUUCCUGAAAUUCUACGACACCAAGGCUCAUCAAAGUCAAGAAAAUGCACAGUGUCUGCAUGCUUUACACCAGUCCUAGAUCAUGGUUCUUUCUUUGGAUGGAAUGGCUCCACCUUAUAAACUGAAGUUGGCAUUCGCAGGAACUUUAAAUGCAUUUGUGGGAAGAUCCCCAAAAAAACAUGAUUUUAUAUAAAUAUUCGAAUUCAGUUUCAUGAUAUUUUAAAAAAAGAUUGAAAUGUUGGUGUUACAUUGUGGGUGUAUUGAUGCAUCAAAGGUUACAUGAAUAUGAAUCAUUCUAAUC